CAGCAGGAGAGGCUUUCCUUCAAGCUGUUAGUGUUUUAUCCUGGCAGGCUCCUCGAGGUUGUUGUGAGGAGUCUAGCCAGUUGGUGAGCUUUGUAAUCUAAACCAGCUGUCCCCAGGCUGAGGCCCCCAUUUGCAUUGUUUAACAUACUUAGAAAAUGAAGUGUUCAUUUUUAACAUUCCUCCUCCAAUUGGUUUAAUGCUGAAUUACAGAAGAGAACUAAGCAAAACCAGGUGCUUUCUCUGUAUUCUCUCCAGUGUCUGAGGAGGUACAGACUCCCGAUCUUCUCCAUUACUUGUUAUUUCAUUCUUUGGACUAUAAAUGACGGAGGAACUGAAGUGCUAGCAGAGGGUAAUGUUUGGAAACACUUUCUAGUUAUUCGUCAGCGCAGACUCUGUUUUUUUUCCACCUUUCCUCAACAGUUUUGGACAUGCAAGGAUUAAAAAGGAUACUGACUGCUUUCACAUUGGCCGUCUGCCUCUCGAGCCCUGGAAAAGCACAGCAGCAAUGCAGUAAUGGCUUUGAUCUGGACCGUGCUUCUGGGCAAUGUUUAGACAUCGACGAGUGUCGGACCAUUCCCGAGGCCUGUAGAGGAGAUAUGGUGUGUGUCAACCAGAAUGGUGGCUAUUUAUGCGUACCCCGAACAAACCCAGUGUAUCGAUCACCGUAUCUGAAUCCUUAUUCAAAUAUUUAUCCACCGCCCCCAGCACCAGGCGCAGUUCCUAACUACCCUACUGUGACAAGACCUCUGGUUUGUCGCUUUGGUUACCGGGUGGAUGAAAACAAUCAGUGUGCUGAUAUUGAUGAAUGCGCUUCAGACUCCCACCAGUGUAACCCCACCCAGAUCUGCAUAAAUACUGAAGGGGGAUACACCUGCUCCUGCACUGAAGGCUACUGGCUCUUAGAAGGCCAGUGUUUAGACAUAGAUGAAUGUCGCUAUGGCUACUGCCAGCAGCUGUGUGCCAACGUCCCCGGCUCCUAUUCCUGUACGUGCAAUCCAGGCUUUACCCUCAAUGAUGAUGGAAGGUCUUGCCAAGAUGUGAACGAAUGUACGGGUGAAAACCCUUGCACUCAGACCUGCGUCAAUACUUACGGCUCUUUUCUGUGCCGCUGUGAACCUGGCUACGAACUGGAAGCUGAUGGAGUUAACUGCAGCGACAUGGACGAAUGCAGCUUCUCCGAGUUCCUUUGCCAGCAUGAAUGUAUGAAUGAGCCUGGUUCUUACUACUGUGUCUGUCCUUCGGGCUAUAUUCUGCUGGACGAUAGCAGAAGCUGCCAAGAUAUCAAUGAAUGUGAAAACAGAAACUUCACCUGCACUUCACAGCAAACGUGUUUCAAUAUUCAAGGAGAUUACAAAUGUUUAGAUCCAGUCAGAUGUGAGGAACCUUAUCUCCAAAUUAAUGAGAAUCGCUGUAUGUGCCCAGCUGAAAACCCUGGUUGCAGAGAUCAGCCCUUCACCAUCUUGUACCGAGUCAUGGAGAUGGUGUCCGGGCGGUCUGUGCCUUCUGACAUCUUUCAGAUGCAAGCAACAACUCGCUACCCUGGAGCCUAUUACAUCUUCCAAAUCAAAUCAGGGAACGAGGGCAGGGAAUUCUACAUGCGGCAAACGGGACCGAUCAGUGCUACCCUGGUGAUGACCCGUCCCGUGAAGGGACCCCGUACUAUUCAGCUGGACUUGGAAAUGAUCACCGUUAACACCGUCAUCAACUUCAGAGGAAGCUCCGUCAUCCGGCUGAGGAUAUACGUAUCACAGUACUCGUUCUAAACCUUGAGUUUGUGCCCUUGAAACAUUGGAAAAGACCUAACUCCUCCUGUGCAGAACUCUGUCAGUACAUAUAGCAGCUCGAAACCAGAUCAGUGUUACCACAGAUCCAGUGACCUAAGCCAGUCUGAGGAGGGAGGCCUCUCCGUGCACAGCCUCUGCCAGGAUACAGACAUCCAAAGAUGUAUUGUCAGCAGAUCCCAUAUGAUUCUCUCUGUGGUUAUAUAUUUUAAGAACUCUUUUUUUUUUUUUCUCCAUUGUAAACAUUUCUAGAGUAUGAGUCUAUGUUUGAAAGACUGUGAACCUUUGUAGCUCCAAGGCUGCUUAGCAAAAAGCACCAAAGAAACUGAGGAAAAAGCUGGCUUUUGCAAUCUUACUCUUUUCACUUUAAAAGGAAAGCAGACAGACAAGCAGAAACCAAAAGAAAAAUGCCACUUCUUGAAACAAGGGAUCUCAGAAGUGCUAACUUAUAUACCCAAGUAACUCUGGAAUUAUCAGUCAGGCAGUUUGUCUCAGUUCAUCUUGCAUUUGUCUUAGUUUCAUCUGUUUUUCUUUCAUUCUAUUUUAUAGCUAAAAUUCAUUGUAAAUUCAUUCCAAAAUACAUGUUGUACUAUGUAAUCUUCUACUUUCUAACAAAAGUGUCACAUGUUUGGGUUCUUUACUGUAUUAAAUCUUUCUAUAUAAUAGAGAACUUAGAAAUCUAUCACUGGAUGUUAUAUUUUACAAUGUUUAGGGUGGUAUGUUUAUUUGCACUUAGAUUCUUCGACACAGGUUUCCACUGGCAGAAUAAUGUCCA
Messenger RNA from Nothoprocta perdicaria, 2556 nucleotides. RefSeq names its product fibulin 5 (gene FBLN5). The transcript is spliced from 11 exons. Bases 429 to 1763 code for a protein of 444 amino acids. The record is from RefSeq and is a predicted model, not a curated record. Gene Ontology annotation, molecular function: calcium ion binding. NCBI's taxonomy places the organism in Eukaryota, Metazoa, Chordata, Aves, Tinamiformes, Tinamidae.